Molecule: messenger RNA, 1512 nt
Organism: Dendroctonus ponderosae (mountain pine beetle)
Lineage: Eukaryota; Metazoa; Arthropoda; Insecta; Coleoptera; Curculionidae
Product: evolutionarily conserved signaling intermediate in Toll pathway, mitochondrial
Exons: 1
Coding region: 299-1471 (390 amino acids)
Cellular component (GO): mitochondrion
Source: RefSeq, a predicted model, not a curated record
UUCGUGCAGUAAUCAUCCACAGGGUGGUGUUACAAAAAUGAGUCAUCGUAAAGAUAAAGUGAAAAAGCUGGCAAAAUAGCCUUGAAGGAGCUGUGCUAAAGAUAAAGAAGUGGAAGAAAGUGAAAAAAGAAGAUGAAUAGAAUCACAGAACAUACCCCCUAGGGGGGAUGUUUUGUGAAUAGAAUAACCUACAAACUUAUUGAGGUUAAGUAAUAAAUGAAAAUGUUCAAUUAAAUGUAAUAAUUAAUUAAAAGAUGUAUGUUAUUAUUCGAGUAUAUAAUAUACCUUUUGAUUUGCCAUGUUGAUCAGAAAACUACUUCAACGAAGUUCACUUUUAUUCAAGUGUAAAAACCUACCGGGACAGUGCAGUGAAAAUGUUACCAAAAGAUACUUUAAAGUUUCACCUCUACAUUUUAAGGAGCAAACUAAGGAAGACAAAACCUCUGUAACAAUUAGAGAUGGAUUUCAAGAAGUGAGGGACAAGAACAAAGACACGUAUCUGCAAAUGAUUAACAUAUAUAUUGAUAAAGAGCAUGUGUAUCGAAGAGGACAUGUUGAAUUUAUCUAUGCAGCACUGAAGCAUAUGAAAGAAUUCGGAGUACACAGAGAUUUAGAGGUUUACAGGACCUUAAUAGAUGUCCUGCCGAAAGGAAAGUUUGUUGCCCAAAAUUUAAUACAGGCCGAGUUUAUGCACUAUCCGAAACAACAGCAAUGUAUCAUUGAUUUGCUUAGUCAAAUGGAAGAAAAUAAUGUACUUCCUGAUUUUGACAUGGAAGACCAGCUUGUUGCGAUAUUUGGCAGGCGAGCUUUUCCCGUGAGGAGAUACUGGAGAAUGAUGUAUUGGAUGCCUAAAUGGAGAUAUGCUUCGCCGUUUCCUCUACCAGACCCCUUACCCAAAGACACUUACGAGUUGGCUAAACUGGCAAUAGAAAGGAUCAGUAAUGUAGAUCCCACUAAUCAAGUCACAAUAUAUCAGACUGCAGAUAUCAAAGAUUCAGUUGACGACACAUGGAUUAUAAGUGCACAAAGUGUCUCACAAAAGCGCCUUUUAAGUGACAAUAGCGUUAAGGUCCCAGUAUUUGUAGAGGGACCUUUCACAGUCUUCCUUCGUGGGAAUUACAUCAACUACUUUAUUUUACGUGGCCAACCGCGAUCUUUCGAUGAUACAUUGGAAAAUCCAGACAAUGUAGAGAAUAUUAAAGCUCCAUUUUUUAAUUUUAAACCACCUAUUGAAAAUUUGGUAAAAGUGAUGCCAUCCGUGCAUGAACAAGAAGAUGGCGUCAUAUACUCAUUGUGUGCUACAGGCACAUCCAGUAAAGAUUCUUUGCUUUCAUGGAUAAGACACCUAGAACUUGAUGGUAAUCCGAUUUUGGCAGAGCUACCCAUUGUUUUCACGUUAAAGAGUUCCACUAGGGAAAUAACCGUCGAAAAUGAAAGCGAUUUGGAGAAAAAAAGAAUUGAAGAUGGUUAAUUAAUUAUAACUUGUUUAGAGAAAUAAACCAGUUACAAAAA